Drosophila mojavensis is the source of this 4258-nucleotide messenger RNA. RefSeq names its product rab GTPase-activating protein 1-like (gene GAPcenA). NCBI's taxonomy places the organism in Eukaryota, Metazoa, Arthropoda, Insecta, Diptera, Drosophilidae. The transcript is spliced from 9 exons. The coding region runs from base 500 to 4153 and encodes 1217 amino acids. The record is from RefSeq and is a predicted model, not a curated record.
AUCAGGUGCCAGCACUAGGCCAACGCGCAACGUUUACCAACACCACAAAAAUAUGUAAACAAAAAUCUAUACAUAGUGUACGUAAAGCAGGCAACUAUUGACCCCAAAUACGACAUAAGCGCCACCCCACGAUACAAAACUGUAGUUUUUGUGUCAAGCAAACAGAACGCACACAGACACACAAACACACAUACAGACACAUGCAACGCAAUUGACGCCCCCCAAAGAAACCCCAACAAAAAAAGUAACGAUUCGUCAUCGAUUUAAGGCAAAAGCUAAACAAUGGAGCGGAGGUGCAUUGAAAAUUAAAAAAUUCUUAAUUGAAAUUGAACAAAAAUAGAAAUAAGUUUAUCUAACUGCAAGAAAAUGCGCAUUUCAUAAACUUACUCGAAUAAACAAAAGGGAAAGAAAUUCGUAGCGAAACGAAAUAAAACAACCUUGAAGUAAAUCGCACACACAAACACACACACACACACUCACACACAGUUGAGCCUACAUAAUGGAUGAUAAUUUGAGCACGAAAUCCUCGGAGUCUUCGAUUACAACCAGUGGUGAAUACGAGAUUGUGAAUGAUAGCAAUGUGGCUACACCGCUGGAGCAAUUGGCAUCACCGCCAGCGGCGUCCACAGUGGGUGCCCAAGUGACCGAAUCACUGAGUGCUCUGCCGGUUUCACCGGGUGUCGGCGAUGCUGGCGGCGAUCGCUCACCCACUUUGGACAUGGCGCACAAUCGCAAUCUAAGCGACAUCAAGCACGAGAUGACGGACGCGCUGCGUGACCUGCAUCUGGAACGCAACAGCUUGGCUGCCAAUACAGCAGCUGUCAACGAUAAGACGCGUCAUCAGCAGCAGCAGCAGCAGCAGCCUCAGCCUCAACAGCCGCAACGAACGGAGCAACAACAAAAAUCAUUGACUUUGCCAUUAGCUGGGCGGAAAGCACAGACCGAGACCGCUGGCGAUACGGAAAUGCGUUUCAAAUGCAAUCUAUUCUCGCCCAAGGGCUGCGAUGAAUCAGAGGAUGCAUCCAAUUCGGAGCACAAUCGUGUCGGUCAGUCGGUGUUCUAUGAUUGCAUCGAUGCGAGUCCCGCCUGCAUUGAGGAGAAACAGGAUGCCAUGAAGCCAGAGAAAGGCGACACCACCGAUGAGGAGGUUUCAGAAAUCGAUCAGGGCUGCACUAUAUUCGCCGGUGUUACCUACUUGGGCGCUGCCAAUAUCAAUGCCCCCAAGUCGGAGACAGAUGUUUAUCGCAUCAUGUGCGAACUGAACAGCGGCUCCAAGUCGGUGGGCCUCAAGAUCACUGUCAGCAUACCCAAUUGUUCCGAUGGACUGGUUGUUCUACACGAUGCGGAGAGCAAUACGAUUAUAGCUACCUAUGAAAUAUCAAGCAUUAUAUUGUAUUAUCGCGGUCCCGUGGACACCGCAGAGAACGGCUGCUUCGCUUUCACAUGGUUGCAUGGAGAAGCUUUGUUCCAGUGCCAUGUGUUCCGCUGCCAUAUACCCGAGGCAGUAAACCAAGUGAGCGCUUGCUUUCAGAAGGCAUUCCAAACGUAUGCGCCCAGCAUGAGCUGCAGUUUGACCUCGGCUGUGGAUAUGGCUAACUCGGUGACGUCGGAUAUCAGUGGAAAUCCCCUAAAUACCGCUGGAUAUGAAUUUAUUGUUUCGCUGGAAAUACGCGAAAAGGUAGCCAAGAACUCGUAUGCAGCUGUGCCGCGUGAUCGAGGCUGCUUCAAGCUGCGCGCCAACACGGACAAGGAGGUGUGCAUCACAGUCAAGCAGACGGCAUCGAAUGUCCUGCAGCCCCUGUACAUUGAGCGCUGCUUUGGUGUACUCGUCGCACCCGGCAAGCUGGUAGUCCAAAAGGAUAUGCAUCUGAUUGACAUGCUGAAUAUGGGCUAUGUGCAGGUCCCGGGUGCGAGCACCGAGCCCGACUCGGUGAGCGCCUGCCUGAAUGCCUAUGCCAUACGGGCCGAGUGGAAGGCGCAGGAGAAGGCAUUCGAGCAACUCAAUCAGGAAACGUCCAAAACAAACCUGACCGUCGCCGUGGACAUUGUCAUGCGUGGCAUACAGGAGCCGGUGCGCUUUGUCAUUGAGACGCCGGUGAGCAUUCAGUCGGCCAGCGAAAUGCGCAUCAGGGAUCACUUCAUGUCCAAGCGGCCGAUGACGCUGCGCUUCUAUUUGCAUCUGAAGCGCACAGACGAACUCAACUGGAAGGUGAACAGUAUUGAUCCCUCGGAGGAGAUUACCGAUCUUCAGGCCGGCCAACAAGGCUCCUCGGCUCUGUUCCUCAAGCUGGGCAUGACAAAUUUAUCGCGCAUUGUGCGCAGCUCGUCCAUUGCGUCCAUUGAGGAUGAUUGUCCCACAGAUUACAGCAGCGACGGCGAUGAGCCGCUGCUCAGCGGCACUGGCGAAGUGUCCAAGGACUGCUCGCAGGAUACCCUCGAUGAAUGGGAUCCCAUAUUGCGGGAAUGGGACGGCGAGAAGCGACCCAAAAAUCUGGCGCCCUUGGUGCGUCUGGGUGUGCCCGAGGCGCUGCGCGAAAAAAUCUGGCAGAAGCUGGCCAAUGUGGAGGGCAAGGUGGAAAUGAAUGACAUGUACAAGAUUCUAAUCACCAAAGAAACCAAAUGUGAGACAGUCAUACAGCGGGACAUACAUCGCACCUUUCCGGCGCACAAGUGUUUCAAGGAGACCGGCGGCUCGGGUCAGGAUGCCCUGUUCAAGGUGUCCAAGGCAUAUGCCGUCCAUGACAGCGAGGUGGGCUACUGCCAGGGCCUCAGCUUCAUAGCAGCCAGUUUGCUGAUCCAUAUGCCAGAGGAGGAUGCCUUCUGCGUGCUGGUCUCUCUAAUGUACGACUAUGGACUGCGUGAUCUCUACAAGGCCGGCUUUGAGGUGCUCUAUCUGCGGCUCUAUCAGCUGGAGCGUCUUAUUAAGGAUCAGUUACCGAAGCUGCAUGAACAUUUCACAGCUUGCGGUAUUGAGACGCACAUGUACGCCUCCCAGUGGUUCCUAACUUUGUAUACGGCCCGGUUUCCGUUAUGUUUUGUAUUCCAUGUGCUCGACGUAUUCCUGCUGGAUGGCUUGCCUGUGCUGUUCCAGGUGGCCGUCACAUUGCUGUCAAUCUGUGAAUCGGAUUUACGUCAGCUCGAUUUUGAGGGCAUUUUAAAGUAUUUCCGGGUCACGUUGCCCAAGAAGUGUCGCAGUUCGAGUCAGGCGCGCAAAAUCAUGAAGCAGGCGUGCGAGCGCAAGAUCAAAAAACUAAAGCAGUACGAGGAGGAAUUUCUGCUUAAAAAGCAGCACAGGGAGCGACUGGAGAAGGAGGCACAAAUCUAUGAAAGUCGCUUCGGCGAGGAGCGACGCAAGCUCCAAGCAGAGAUUGACUCGCUGUCGCAGCAGCUGGCUGCAGCCAACGAGCGGGCUGUGGAAAAGGAAAAGAAGCACACGGGCAUCAUUCAGGAGUACAAGCAGAUCAUACAAAGGCAGGAGCAGGAUAUGAAUACGCUAAACGAGACGCUGGGAAAGUUUAUGCACACGGUUUCCAAGUGCUCGCAGUGCCUGCAGGUGAUCGAUGUGGGCAACGACAAUGCCAAGCAGCAGUCAGGCAGUGGCAGCCUUAAGCGGCACUCGGCUCCUAUACGCAAUGCGAAUGAUGCGCCUCUGGGUCCGCUAGAUCCAUUGAAUGCCGCUGCGCAGCGAAUACGUGAAUUGGAGCUGGAGCUCGCGCAGACCAAGCUAGCGCAAGUGGAGGCCGAAUGCAAGAAUCAAGACCUAAACCAUCAGCUAAACAAUACGCUCAGCGAGCUACAAACCAAUCGGAACAGCUGGCAGCCCUGGCUCUCAAAGACCUUCAAUUCGCUGCAGGAGAAGGUGACCACGCGCAGCGGCCAACCGCAUCGCUCCGAUCAGCCCGGACCCACAUUCCAAUCGUACAUGAGUCAGGGGCCGACCACGGUCAGCGAGGCCAGCUCCCCAAGCGCCAAUCAGGAGUACAAAGCGUUUGCCUUUGCUUCGGUUGGCGGCUCACCGAAAUUGCCCACAAAAUUUCAGGCCACUAAAUUGCGCAACAGCAUCGACAGUUUGCGCAACAUUGUUGUUCCCUUGGAAACCAGCAAAUCGCUGCUCGCCGAGAAUCUCAAGCAGCAGCUGCAGUCGCAACCAUAGAUAUAUGACGCAUAAACGUAUAUCUCUAAAAAUGUAGACUGUUCUGGCUAGCAGGCAGUCUUACGCCUAUCGUAUUCGUCUAUAUACAUACAUACUAUAUAUAUG